Trichosurus vulpecula (common brushtail) is the source of this 1241-nucleotide messenger RNA. RefSeq names its product G2/mitotic-specific cyclin-B1-like. NCBI's taxonomy places the organism in Eukaryota, Metazoa, Chordata, Mammalia, Diprotodontia, Phalangeridae. Gene Ontology annotation, molecular function: cyclin-dependent protein serine/threonine kinase regulator activity. The record is from RefSeq and is a predicted model, not a curated record. Gene Ontology annotation, biological process: regulation of cyclin-dependent protein serine/threonine kinase activity; mitotic cell cycle phase transition; mitotic metaphase chromosome alignment. Gene Ontology annotation, cellular component: cytoplasm; cyclin B1-CDK1 complex; mitochondrial matrix.
UGUUUCUUUGUUAUUAGCUGCCGCCUGGAAAGGUGGAAGUCAUGGCUCUCCGUGUUACUAGGAACAUGAAGCUCAAUGCUGAGAAUAAACUGAAGGGCAAUGUCCCAGGUACCAAGAAGGUGCCUGUACCCACAGCUGCCUCCAAGCCUGGGCUGAGACCAAGAAUGGCCCUGGGUGAUAUUGGCAACAAAGAAGCCAAAGCUCCCAUAGCAAAAGUAGCUGCUAAAAAAGCCCCCAAACCGGUAGAAAAGAUGCGUGUGCCUGAACCUGUUAAGGAAGAGAAACUAACUCCUGAGCCUAUUAAGGUGGACUCUCCAUCCCCAAGCCCAAUGGAAACAUCUGGGUGUGCACCUGCAGAAGAGUUUCUGUGCCAAGCUUUUUCCAAUGUCAUACUUGCAGUAAAAGAUGUUGAUGAAGACAAUACAGCUGAUCCAAACCUUUGUAGCGAAUAUGUGAAAGAUAUUUAUUGCUAUCUUAGACAACUUGAGGAAGAGCAGGCCAUCAGACCAAAAUACCUGGUGGGUCAAGAAGUCACUGGGAACAUGAGAGCCAUCCUAAUUGACUGGUUAGUACAAGUGCAGAUGAAGUUCAGGUUGCUACAGGAGACUAUGUACAUGACUGUGGCCAUUAACCGAUUUAUGCAGGAUAAUAGCGUGCCUAAGAAGCUGCUGCAGCUGGUGGGUGUUACAGCCAUGUUCAUUGCCAGCAAGUACGAAGAGAUGUACCCACCUGAAAUUGGAGACUUUGCCUUUGUAACUGACCACAUGUAUAGCAAGCAUCAGAUUCGGCAGAUGGAAAUGAAGAUUCUAAAAGCUUUAGACUUCAGUCUGGGUCAUCCUUUACCCCUGCACUUUUUACGCUGAGAAUCUAAGGUUGGAGAGGUUGACAUUGAACAGCACACCUUAGCCAAAUACCUGAUGGAACUCACAAUGGUGGACUAUGAUAUGGUCCACUUCCCUCCUUCCCAGAUUGCAGCAAGUGCAUUUUGCUUGGCAUUGAAAGUCCUCGACUAUGGUGAAUGGACCCCAACUCUUCAACACUACAUGUCCUACACGGAGGAGGCCCUUCUGCCUGUAAUGCAGCACAUGGCUAAGAAUGUGAUCCUAGUGAACCGGGGCCUUACAAAGCACAUGACUAUCAAGAAUAAGUAUGCCAGCACUAAGCAUGCAAAGAUCAUCAGUAUUGCACAACUGAAUUCUGUACUAAUUCAAGAUCUAGCCAGGCCACUAACAAAAGUAUAA